Vollenhovia emeryi is the source of this 3119-nucleotide messenger RNA. Its product is annotated as transmembrane channel-like protein 5. The transcript is spliced from 10 exons. The record is from RefSeq and is a predicted model, not a curated record. Gene Ontology annotation, cellular component: plasma membrane. Bases 776 to 2905 code for a protein of 709 amino acids. Lineage: Eukaryota; Metazoa; Arthropoda; Insecta; Hymenoptera; Formicidae. Gene Ontology annotation, molecular function: mechanosensitive monoatomic ion channel activity.
GCCCGAUAAUCGCAAUUCCUAGGCGUGUCUGCGAAUUCGAGAGUGCACGUCGACAAUCGAGGCGCGAAAAAGAAUUCGAAUUUAUAUCGCGCUGCUUGUACACGUCGGCGAUGAAGCUAAUUGAACGCCACCUCGGGCGUUUAUUUAAGAGGAAAAGUUCAGCGUUAAUCAUCGAAGAGAAUCUGAUUUAAUGUAGCCGCGCGAUUGCGAGGUAAAUCUUCAACGUAGGCCCGUACUUUGAAGUUUACUGUGCGAAAUUCUCUCGCCCAAGAGUUAGGUUAGAAAUAGCUCGGGCUCGUCUGCGAAACAACUGCGACUGGUCAUUUUGCCGGUUAUUGUCGAAAGAAAUUAGCCCGAGUAAUUACGGCAAGUUUAGGCUUAACAAUCGCGACUGUGAGUCUCGAAGAGUCGGGCACAGUUAUAUGUGUACGUAUAGUUAAUGUCGGGAUCUCGUCGAUGCGCCAUCGAUCGUGGGAAUGUCGAGUGACACGAUCGAAUAAUGCAAUCCUGUACACGCUAUCGUUCGGAAUCGAGCACGCACUUCAGAAGGGAACCAAACGCGUUUGUCGUGUUUCCAAAUUCAGGCCAACGUGUUUUUAUCUAAUCGCACAUCUGUACCAAGCCAUUUUCCAGAGAUUGCGAAAGUACACAACCGAUAUUUACCUUGUUUACGUUUAGGAAACGAUUGUCGCUGAUCAGCUAUUUUUUCUUUAAUUAUUAGAGUAACUCGGGACUGAAUUUUAUCUAAUUACAUCAGCUGACUCCAGGCACCAGAAUGUCCUCUGAAAUUCGAGAAGGAGAACUCGGCGAAUAUUCCGACCAGUAUGUCCAAAUGCAACAGCUGCUACCGACGAGAUUGGCAAACGCAAGCGAAGGACACGACGUGUCGGAUGACUUGCGCCCUGUUAUCCCGUACGCUACUUUAAGGAUGCACAACAUUGUUAGUUUAUCUAACGAAGAAUGCGCCAGCGCUAUUGCCAAUCACCUGCAGUCAAGCGACAGGUUUAUGCAGGCUGAUCCCAGGGCAGAGCAGUUUAGGAUGGAGACUGUGAGAACAAUACCGCAGUGCCUGACUGUAAAAAGAGCUGUCAGGUCACAGCUGCAGGCGACUGUUAGCCAGAAGACGAUAAAAGGGCCGAUUAGUUGUUGGAAACUGUUUAAAUACAACGUUAGCUUAAAGUUUACCAAGAUUCGGGUGACAAUGCAGAACCUCUUGUCGUCUACGAAAUUGUGGCACCGAACGAUAAAAACGAUCGAGAGCCAUCACGGAAGCGGUACAGCGACGUAUUUCAAAUUCCUGAGAUGGUUACUCCUCCUCAACGUAAUUUCCUGCAUUUUGAGCGUCUCUUUUAUUGUGAUUCCGCAGUCCUUGGAUCAGACGCAUGUGCCAAACGAUAUUAAAAUGUUGGAUUUUCUAACAGGCAGUGGCUUUUUAUCCCGCACAAUAAUGCAUUAUGGUUUUUAUUCCAAUGGCACAGUAAACACACCAUUUGGAACCAGAUAUAGCAUCCCAUUCGCCUAUUUCCUAACGUUGCUUUUUUGUUAUAUAGUUACCUUUGUUAUACUGUCUCUCAAAGUUAUAUCCUCUUAUCGAAAGUUUUACGUCGAGACACGUGGAAUGGUGCACAAUUUGUAUAGCAGCAAGAUAUUUUGCGGAUGGGACUUCAGCGUCUCCUCGUCGAAAGCUGCCGCUUUGCAAUCGGCAUCUAUUUAUAAAGAAUUGGAAGAGCUGCUAGCGGAAACGAGGCAGCGCAUACGUUUGAAGUGGUUUACCAAGUGUUGGUUAACGAUAACGCAACUCGCCGUAACGUCUAUCGUUAUAUUCAUGAUUUGCGGAGCCGGUGGACUCGUUUGGACGCUACUGAGUCACUAUGGUGUAGGAGCGCCCGCAACUAUCUCAAUUAUGAUUGUGCCAAUAGUCAUUACCAUCAUCAUUCACAUUUUUCCAGCGAUUAUAUCCUAUCUGACGUCGUUGGAGUUCUACAGCAACAAGCGUACGGAACUUUACGUAACAGUUGUCAGAAGUUACGCGGCUGCCGCGACGAUAAUCGGCACUUUAUUCGUCUUCUGGAUAAUCAACAGUACGUCGCACUGUUGGCAAACGCACUUGGGGGAGGAAAUCUAUCGGCUUGUCAUAUUGGAUUUCAUUGCGAUGCUAUCCGGAGCGUGUUUACACGUUGCACGUUCCACGGUCUAUAAAAGAUUUUCGACGAAAGUCUGCAGGCCGGAAUUUGAUAUCGCUCGCAAUACGUUAAAUCUUAUCUAUAAUCAGACGCUCUUUUGGAUGGGGUUUUAUUUCAGUCCGCUAAUGUCCGUUUUGAUCGUGAUAAAAUUAAUUUUUACAUUUUACGUGAAGAGAUACGAGCUGAAGAGAUACUACCAGCGGCCGUCGCGGCCUUGGCGUGCAGCGCAAACGCAAACGCUGUUCUUGGCGCUCGCGUUUCUCGGCAUUAUCGUCGUGCUGUUCACGAUAGGAUACAUCAUCACGAACGUGAGAAGUGACGAAUGCGGACCGUUCAGAGAUCAUCUUCACACAUGGGAUUUUAUCGUCGACGGAAUGUUAGCUUUGAAAAGGGAUAGCCCGUUCUGGAGCGUUGUUUCAAAGCUUGCGAGGCCCGUAACCGGCGCCGUAAUAUUGAUCGCCAUGUGUAUCGCGGUGUACUGUCUGCGGGCAAAAGCGGAAGCGAGUAAGGAAAUGUUACGAAUUUUGUCCGACAUGCUUCUCCUGCAAUCACAAGAUAAGCAGUUCCUCUUAAAGAGUUUCGGUAAAUGUGCCAGUAAACGUGCUCCUGUUCCUGAGGAGAUUAAUCUUUCCCAGGAUGUUGCCGAGCAAAAUUGUGAAAAAGGAAAAAUUUUACUCUCUCGCCGACGUAACUUGCCGUCGACCAGUUUUGAAGAAAGAUGAUUGUAGUUAAUUAUAUGUACUAGUUGACAAUUUGGUGACAAGCUGUCAAAGCGUGUACUAGAAAUUUAGAAAGAUUUAUUUUCUCACAGUUAUAUUUAAAUAUCAACUAAGAAUAUAAUUAUUGCUUUUACGAUUUGCCAAAACCUAAACAUUCAAGACUGUCAUAUGCUAAAGUAAGAACAUAUUUUUAUUUAACAUUUUACAUAAUAAAUAU